Molecule: messenger RNA, 507 nt
Organism: Scomber japonicus (chub mackerel)
Lineage: Eukaryota; Metazoa; Chordata; Actinopteri; Scombriformes; Scombridae
Product: galactose-specific lectin nattectin-like
Exons: 6
Coding region: 1-507 (168 amino acids)
Molecular function (GO): signaling receptor activity
Source: RefSeq, a predicted model, not a curated record
AUGUCUCCAGCAGUGGAGAGCAGCCUCUCUGCUGCACCAUCACUAUCCAACAUGCUGAGCAUGGGCAAGGUUGUUGAGGUCACACAGUCGGCCACAGAUAACGAGCAAGUGUCUGGUUGUCCCUCCGGUUGGACUCAGUUUGGCUCUCGCUGCUUCAUUUUCUAUCACCAGGGAAGGACAUGGAAUGAUGCAGAGCGUUUCUGCAUCUCUAUUGGUGGGAAUCUGGCCUCCAUCCACAGUGCUGAUGAAAAUGCCUUCCUCAGUGACCUGAUUUUCAGAGUGUCUGGUUCUCGCCUCCGUACCUGGAUUGGUGGCUAUGACGCAGUGAAGGAGGGAACAUGGUUUUGGAGUGAUGGUUCAAAGUUUAGCUACUUCCGCUGGUACAUCAGAGAGCCUAACAACCAUGGAGGAAGAGAACACUGCAUAGAGAUGAACUUUGGAGGAUUAUACUGGAAUGAUCUCCCUUGCUACCUUGGAAAACAUUUUGUUUGUGGCAAGGAUCUGUGA